AUGAUUGGUGCUCCUGAUAUGGCAUUUCCUCGUAUGAAUAAUAUAAGUUUUUGGUUAUUACCUCCAGCAUUAUUAUUAUUAGUUUCAUCGGCAAUUGUUGAAUCAGGUGCUGGAACCGGUUGGACAGUUUACCCCCCAUUAUCAAGUGUAUUUCAUCUUUAUUAG
Molecule: messenger RNA, 165 nt
Organism: Plasmopara halstedii
Lineage: Eukaryota; Oomycota; Peronosporomycetes; Peronosporales; Peronosporaceae
Product: cytochrome oxidase subunit i
Exons: 2
Coding region: 1-165 (54 amino acids)
Biological process (GO): electron transport coupled proton transport; mitochondrial electron transport, cytochrome c to oxygen
Cellular component (GO): membrane
Molecular function (GO): cytochrome-c oxidase activity; heme binding
Source: RefSeq, a predicted model, not a curated record